AUGUGGCUUCUUGGAUCAACUUCCCAAGUGAUGAUGAUGAUGGAUGAGCGCGUGUCUCCCUCCGCACGCUCAGUCCAGAGCCUCGGGGACAACGCGUCCACCAUCCACAGCAUAGAAGCGAUACUGGGAUUUAAAGAGGACACCAUCUAUCACAAGUCAGCCUCCUACAGCAUGACAGAAAAGGUCCUGGUCAAAAAUGCUGAGCGGAAUGUUAUAGUGACCCCAAUGAAGAAAAGUCACUCCUCAGAAAGUUUUGACAGUGUGUGUUGCGCCAGCACCACCGCUGAAGCCUCUGUCUGUCCGGACUCACCGGACAGAGACAGCAGGCUGUCCGAUGAUGAAAGCCCCAAGAAGAAACACCGUCGGAACCGGACAACAUUCACCACCUUCCAACUUCACGAACUGGAGAGAGCUUUCGAAAAGUCCCAUUACCCGGAUGUGUACAGCAGGGAGGAGCUCGCGCUGAAAGUCAACCUGCCGGAGGUCCGCGUGCAGGUGUGGUUCCAAAACCGGCGGGCCAAGUGGCGUCGGCAAGAGAAGCUGGAAGUGGGCUCCAUCAAGCUCCAAGACACCUCCACCUUGCUCUCCUUCAGCCGCUCUCCCACCAGCUCCCUGGGCUCCAGUCUGCAGCUGGAUCCCUGGCUCUCCACCCCAAUCACCACCUCCACCUCCCUGCAGUCCCUCCCGGGCUUCAUCACUGGCUCCCAGGGCCUCCCGGGCACUUACACCCCUUCUCCUCCCCCCUCCAUGCCCUCUUCCUUGCCGGCCUCCUUCCUCAACUCCCCGCCGCUGGGACAUAGCCCUCACCUGCCCCACAUGGGCUCUAUAUGCCCCCCGCCCCAGGCAUACCAGUGUUCAGCUGAUCCAAGGAACUCCAGCAUUGCCUCACUGAGGAUGAAGGCCAAGGAACAUAUUCAGUCUAUUGGGAAGACGUGGUGA
This is a messenger RNA of Micropterus dolomieu (smallmouth bass), 939 nucleotides long. RefSeq names its product retinal homeobox gene 3 (gene rax). Lineage: Eukaryota; Metazoa; Chordata; Actinopteri; Centrarchiformes; Centrarchidae. The transcript is spliced from 3 exons. The coding region runs from base 1 to 939 and encodes 312 amino acids. The record is from RefSeq and is a predicted model, not a curated record. Gene Ontology annotation, molecular function: RNA polymerase II cis-regulatory region sequence-specific DNA binding; DNA-binding transcription factor activity, RNA polymerase II-specific. Gene Ontology annotation, biological process: positive regulation of transcription by RNA polymerase II.